ACCUUCUGCCUCCAUCUUGACUUUCGGGAACUUCUCGCGCUCGGCGUUGACGGCGAGCAUAUACUGUACCGUGAUUGAAGCGUCCGGAUCAGCUCCCGCUUAUCGGACCCUAGCGAUCGCAAUCGGUCAGACAGUUCUCGUAAGUCUCCUGGAACGCUUAAGAAACGGCUUUAGUACAGUCCUCAGGCAAACAGCAGGCGGGCCGAAAGACAACGUUAUCCUCGCAUACCGAGGCAGUCAUCUCAGAUCUUAAUUCCGGUUUCCCUCCUGUACUUUUGAGAUUCUGGACAUUGGCGAGGUUCUUUGUCAUACACCAUACCACCUCAUACCCAUACUACUACUCCACUAAAUCUAACAUUCGGAAGUGGACAUAACGAGGUUUCUGCAUAAUUAAAGAACGUUUCGUCGAGGUGAAUACCUGACGCGUUUGCUUCGCUUCUGUCAAGCGCAGAAGCACUCAUGCGAAACGUACGGGUUAUGAAGGGAGACACAUUUAUAGUCGUAACGAGCGACGAUGCAAGGCUUUUUGGCUCAAACAGGAUAGCCAGCAGCGCGCAUGAAGCUCUUCAACGCGGAAAAGCUUGCUUAGGCUGCAGACGUAGGAAAAUGAGAUGUGAUGGCCUGCGCCCGAUCUGCACGCAGUGCAGCAGAAGGAACCGAAUAGAUGACUGCGAAUAUACAGACGAUGCCACAGGACCGACGCGGACACAAAUACUGGAAGAGACACUGGCUCGACUGCAGGCUCGCGUCAAAGAGCUUGAGAAGCUACCUGCUAUCACAGUGUCGGGACCGGCUAUUCCGCUUCACAAACCGUACUGUGCCGAAUCAGCUUCUGCUGUGGACGACGUGGUGAUGAGCCCCAGCUUUUCUGACUCUUCUGAAGGCGAAGUCAAACCUACUAUGAGUGAUCAACCAUAUCCAAUAACAGAGCCUACUUCUAGUUCAUCGAGCCCCCAAUCUGGAGGCUCACAACCCGAUGCUGAAUGGCCAUGGUGGGAGCUUGAUGAGCCACCACAGGAAAUUGCUAACAUGCUAAUACGCCUCUUUCUCCCGAAUUCACACCAAUUAGGCUUUUCGCUGAAUGUCAAGCGAUUUCUUAAAUCACUCGCAGAACCCUCGACACACCCCUCAUAUCCUCAUCCUGGCCUUAUGAAUGCUAUUUACCUCUGGGCACUCCGGCUCUCAUUGGAACCGACCUUGCAAUCCCACGAGAAUGUCUACUUGAAACGAGCAAUAGGCUCACUCCAAAAUAUUGUUGGGGGUGGAUUAGGUGACUUUAGUGAUCCUACGUUUCCGACGAGAGUCUUGCAUGUAAUGCAAGCAGAAGUCCUCAUUGCACAGUACUUCUUCACACAUGGUCGUCAUUUGGAGGGCCGAUAUCACGCAAACGCUGCUGUCUCGCUGGCAGUGAGCUAUGGCUUCCACCGCAUGUCUCCUUCGUCCUGCGGAGCUGCACAGCAAUCACUUCAACCUGGCGUCGGUUCGCCUUUUGGUUUGAUCGCUCAGACUCUACCACCUGUCAAGACAUGUGUUGAGUACGGGGAACGGGUAAAUCUGUUUUGGGCGGUAUAUAAUAUUGAUCGAUGUUGGAGUGUAGUCGGCAAUCCAUGCAUCAUGUCCGAUGACCCCGCCCAUGGAACGCAAAUUGACACGCCUUGGCCAUGGGACAUGCAAGAUUACGAAUUAGCCGAUAUGAAUUCCAGCACGCCCUCGUUUGCCCAGGGUAACAGAACAAUACAACGAUUUCUGUCUGGCGAACCACCUGCACCUGGUGUAGAUGACACUUCGUUUGCCGCUUUACGAGUUAAGGUUUCCGCAAUAUAUGAACGCGUAGCGAAACUUGUCAUGGCCUGGAAAGCAAGUAGUCCUAAUUCUCCGACACGACAGAGCACCGAAAGGGACAUGCGGGCUUUCUCGGAUUUUCUGUUCAAUUUUAUUGCGUCUCUGCCUCCCGUGGAAAAUUUGCAGGACCAAAUCAUGUCAUCCGAUGACCGUAGAACAGUCUACGUUGCACAUGGUCUUGCACACACUUCGGUCAUUGUACUGCACGAAGUAUGGACAGAGGAAGGGGAAGGCAAUCAGGCCGAGUCAGAUAUAUGCCUUGAAUCGGCUUGGCACAUUUCACGGGUACCCAGGGCUGGUGUGGACGUAGGACUGUUGGAUCCAGUGCUUGGAACCACCGGGAUGACACUCGCAUCACUGUUCGUUAGAGAAGUCAUCCGCGCAAGAAAAGCUCCAAAGACCCCAGAAAAUAUCGAACGCUUGAAGAGGAUUGAAGAAGGGAAGGAGUAUCUCAAGGCAACCGCUAUCUUUGGGAAGGGUCGUCCAGUAUACGGACUUCAAGUUCCGAAGAUCCUCGCAAUACUUAAGAAUGGUUGAGAGUGGAAGCGCGAGAAUACACCUUUUUCUUAUGCCACAGAUAUCUUUACGAUGUUUUACGGGAGUUUACUGUACAGUAUCCACUAUUGCUGGUCUCAUGUUUUCCGUGCAUUUGUACUAUGCUAUCUCAAUGUAAUGACUGCAGAGUUC
This is a messenger RNA of Fomitiporia mediterranea MF3/22, 2529 nucleotides long. RefSeq lists its product as uncharacterized. NCBI's taxonomy places the organism in Eukaryota, Fungi, Basidiomycota, Agaricomycetes, Hymenochaetales, Hymenochaetaceae. Gene Ontology annotation, biological process: DNA-templated transcription; regulation of DNA-templated transcription. The transcript has 10 exons. Gene Ontology annotation, molecular function: DNA-binding transcription factor activity, RNA polymerase II-specific; zinc ion binding; DNA binding. Bases 460 to 2379 code for a protein of 639 amino acids. The record is from RefSeq and is a predicted model, not a curated record. Gene Ontology annotation, cellular component: nucleus.